ACUAAAUAUACUAAAUAACAUAUACUAAAUAACAUUUACUAUCUACUAAAUAUCAUAUAAUAUAUUAUUAUAUAUAAUAAAUAAAAAAUACGAAAAUGAAUAAUUCAUAUCAUAUAUUAAUAACAUAUAUGAAUUACUAAUAUCAUAUAUGAAUAGUAAUGAAAUUGCAAGAAUAAAAAUUGCAAUAAAUAUCAAAAUACUAAAAGAGGUUUUUCAUGAUUUAUCAAUUGCUUAUACUAGAUCGUUUAGUAGGUUUAUGGCUUAAAAUACUAAAUUCAGCCAUUGUGAUGGGACUGUAUUAUGGAUUUCUGACUACAUUCUCCAUAGGGCCAUCUUAUCUCUUCCUUAUUCGAGCCCGGGUUAUGGACAAAGGGACCGAGACGGAAAUAGCAGCAACAACCGGGUUUAUUACGGGACAGCUUAUGAUGUUCAUAUCGAUCUAUUAUGCGCCUUUGCAUUUGGCUUUGAUUAGACCUCAUACAAUCACUGUCCUAACUCUACCGUAUCUUUUCUUUAAUUUCGUAUACAAAAACAACAAACACUAUUAUUCGGCGGAUUCUCACUUUUAUUUGGAUUUGGAUUACGGAUACAAGAAUCCAAAUUCAAUACGUAAAUUUCGUAUUUACAAAGUAUUCUUUAACAAUCUUUUUUUUCAGUUAUCAAACCCCUUGCUUUUCCCAAGUUCAAUCUUACUAAGAUUAAUGAACAUUUAUCUCUUUCGAUCCAACAAUAAAUUGUUAUUCUUAACAAGUAGUUUUCUUGGUUGGUUAAUUGGUCAUAUCUUUUUGAUGAAAUGUAUUGGAUUGAUAUUAUUAGUUUGGUCAAAGCAAAAAAAUUCGAUCAAAUCUAAGUUAACUAUGCGAUUUGAUAAGUACAUUCUAUUACAAUUGCGAAAUUAUGUGGGUCAAAUAUUUGUUGUUUUUUCAUUUGUUAUCGUUGUCCACUAUUUAGGCAGAACACCGGUUCCAUAUUUAUAUACUUAUACUGAUGAAAUCUUAGAAUACGACGAGAAACAAAAGGAUGAAAUCAAUGGUGAAACAGAAAUCGAUGUUGAAAUAGAUUCGGAACAAGAACAAAACGGCUCCAUCGAAGACGAAGAAGAUAUUCUUUCUUAUCUUUUUCCGAAAAAAGAUAAGACUUUGGAGAACAUUGAGCAAGAUAAUAAUCUCUUGGCAUUGGAAAAACCUCUUGUAACUACUCUUUUCGAUUAUCGAAAAUGGAAUAGGCCAUUGCGAUAUAUAAAAAACGAUCACUUUGAAAGAGUCGUACGAGAUGAAAAUUCACAGUUUUUUUUCAUAUAUGUCAAAGUGAUGGAAAAGAACGAAUCUCUUUCACGUAUCCACCUGAUUUAUCUAGUUUUCUGAAAAUCAUGGAAAAAAAAAUGGAUCUCUUCACAAAAGAUAAAAUCUCCUAUAAUGAUAAUGAAUUGUCUAAUUAUUGGAGCUCCAAUAAUAAAGAAAAAGAAAGAAACUAAGCAAUGAAUUUUUUAAAAGGGCAAAAGUUCUAGAUAAGAAAUAUAAGAAAUAUAAGAAAUUUAUUCCUGUGGAUGUAUUUGAAAACCGAAUUAGAUUGUCUAAUGAUAAGAGGAAAAUAAAAUAUUUAACUAAAAUAUAUGAUCCUUUCUUGAAUGGACCUUUUCGUGGACAAAGCUUUUCACCAUCAAUUCAAAAUGAAACUUACACAACAAAUUCCAUUUUGAUAAAUAAGAUUCAUGGUCUCCUUCUUAUUAAUAGUAAUUAUCCAGAAUUUGAUAAUAGUAAUUAUCCAGAAUUUGAUAAUAGUAAUUAUCCAGAAUUUGAACAGAAAAUAGAUCAAUUUGAUAGAAAAUUUUUAUUAACUGAAAUUGGUUUUUUUUUUAACUUAAUAAGUCAAUUUUCGGAAAAAUCCGUAUCAAGUUUUAAUUUUGACGGACUUUAUUUAUUUCCAGAACAUGAACAAGUAAAAAUAUAUUCCGAAGAAAAAAAAAGAAAAAAAAAUUCUUAUUCGAGGCAAUUAGAACUGAUCAGAACAACCAAACCAUUUUUAAUAGAAA
This is a messenger RNA of Medicago truncatula (barrel medic), 2032 nucleotides long. Its product is annotated as protein TIC 214. The transcript has a single exon. Gene Ontology annotation, cellular component: membrane. The coding region runs from base 216 to 1364 and encodes 382 amino acids. The record is from RefSeq and is a predicted model, not a curated record. NCBI's taxonomy places the organism in Eukaryota, Viridiplantae, Streptophyta, Magnoliopsida, Fabales, Fabaceae.